Messenger RNA from Vombatus ursinus (common wombat), 5577 nucleotides. RefSeq names its product HR lysine demethylase and nuclear receptor corepressor (gene HR). Gene Ontology annotation, molecular function: transcription coregulator activity; histone H3K9 demethylase activity; chromatin DNA binding. The transcript has 20 exons. Lineage: Eukaryota; Metazoa; Chordata; Mammalia; Diprotodontia; Vombatidae. Gene Ontology annotation, cellular component: chromatin; histone deacetylase complex. Gene Ontology annotation, biological process: regulation of transcription by RNA polymerase II. The record is from RefSeq and is a predicted model, not a curated record. Bases 1296 to 4844 code for a protein of 1182 amino acids.
AUCCGUCAAAUUGUCUUGGACCCAUGUGCCUCCAUAUAAAGUUGUUCGUCCCUGGGGCAGCAUUCCCACUUUAAAUUGGCCCUCUAGAAAACCAGGGAGUCCUGUUUCUAAAGUUCCCACUCUUCUUACUCUCGUCUUUUUUCUUUCUGUGGCACUGGGACCCCUAGACUGGACUGGUGCAGUAUUCCCCUGAGAAACAGUGCCAGCCCUGUGUCAUGCUGUCAUGCUAGUUUCAGUGACACCUGUCACACCAGUCUUGGUACUUCCCUGCUCUACUUGGGAGUUUCCCUCUUUUCCCUGCCCCUCUGUCUCAGGCUAAAGGGCUCUCUCCCUGUCUCUUCCUCUUCUAAGGGACAUGAUUAUUCCCUGAGUUAGAAAGACCUCACCAAAGCCAGCCGGGAUGUCUUUUAAUUCCCCUUCACUUUAGGACUUCUCCAUGGAGCUGUCUCAGCUUUGCCAGGAGCAAGGACUCACCUGAGCCCAGGGGGAGAUUCCAGACCCCUUCAGUUGUUCUGGGCUCCCUGGGGGAGCUAAAUGGGAUAAUCUUAGAGGACCAAGAACAGGCAGAGUUUCUACCUGGCAUGACGUGCCAGGAGAGUUGCCAAAGUAAUGCCCUCAGCCCUAGGGUGCAUUCCUCCCUAGUAACUUCUUUUUACCACAUAUAUACUUUUUUCACUCCUGGAGGCUAGGAUGGAACAAUUGGAACAGAGCUAAGCCUCAGUUUCCUUGUCUGUAAAAUGAGGGGGUUGGAGAUAAUAUUUGAAGUCCCUUGCAGUUUUAAAUAUUAUGCUAUGGUCAUGACUCCUAGGCUCAAGAUUUCAAAGCUGGAUGAAACCUGAGAAACCAUUUAGUUAAAUUUCCUUAACCCAGAGAAAGAAAUUGAAAGAAAGUCACGCACUUAAUAAGAUUCCAGAGCCAGGACCCAAAUCUUCUGAUUCUCAGUCUUAUGGUUUUCCAUAAAGAGUUCCAGACCUUUCUCCUGGGCUCUCCUUUUCCCUUCUUUAACGUGCUGGUGAAGAGGAAGUCCUAGGUUCUAUCUCCUGAUGAUGUAGCGAAGAGAACACUAAAUUCGGUAGAGCUUCCGAGGAUUCUAAGAGAAGAAGGUGAGGAGAGAGUGAAUUCCAGUGAAGGGGCACAGCCUGUUCAAAGUCAUGGAGGCCGGAGAUGGAAUGCUGAGUUUGGGAAACAGCGAGUAGACCAGUUUGGCUGGAACAGAGAGUUCAUGAAGGGGCGUAACGUGAAAUAAGCCUGGAAAGGGAGCCCCUUUGUGAGAGCCCCAUGAGGGCAGAGGCAUCAUGGAAAGCACACCCAGCUACCUGCAAGAUGCCCCCACCUGGGAGAAGCCAGCAUCAGAGAAUGGCAUCAGACAGGAGCCAGGCACUUUGCCACGGGGUCCACACCAUGGACCACUGUGCCUGGGGGAGCCUGCUCCCUUUUGGAGAGGCACCCUGAGCACCCCAGACUCUUGGUUUCCACAUGGCUUACCCCAUGGCUCAAAUGACCCACUUCCAUUCUUGGGGGGUGAGGGACCCCGUAAUGGUGAGGGAAAGGCUGGAUGGUUGGGGGUCAAAGAGGGGCUUCGAUGGAAGGAAGCAAUGCUAGCCCAUCAGUUGGCACUCUGUGGGCAGCCAUGUCCACCCCGUCACAACCUCCUGCCCCCAGAGCAAGGAGGCAGCAACUCCAAGAAUGACCCAUUGGCUUUCCGGCCUUUACAUUGCCCCUUCCUUCUGGAGACCAAGAUCCUAGAGAGGACCCCUUUCUGGGUGCCCACCUGCCUGCCUCCUUACUUGGUGCCCAGCCAGACCCACGAUCGGCCUUCUGACUGGCCCCUAGCUCCUUAUCCUUGGGCAUACCUGGGGCCCCCGCCCAAGAGUCCUCCUGCUUUUAACUCAGGAAGCAAGGGCUUUUAUCACAAAGAUCUAGGCAUACCUCGCCUGGCAAAAGAGAUGUCGACCACUGCUGAACCUGGGUUGUUGGGCGUAGCCCCUGGUGGGCAUCUUCAGAGAGCUGGGGAGAUGGAUUGGUCCCUACCCUACCAAAAGGAUGGGGAGUCAGGGGCCAAUGGGCACCAGAACCUUUGCCCACUGCUUGGGGGGUGCCCAGAUAUAAUCAGCAGCCGGACCAUCUGGCCUACUCACACCCCAGGCUUUGUUCAUACUCUCGGAAGUUCCUGGGUAGUGCCUCGAAAUGAGAACCUCAGAAACCCCCAACCAGGGCCACCCUCUGGGUCAGAGUGCCCUUCACCAGGGCAGUCUGUCAAUCAGGUGGGCUGCUGUCUAUCCCACCUACCUGCUGGAGAUGGGAGUCAUAGCCACUGUGGAAGGUGCCAGGCAAGCACAGAAGGUGAUACUAGUGGGACAGCUGGGUCCACUGAAGAAGUCGGCAAGCAUCCUGGGCCUGGGCCCUGCCCCCCAAGCCACCAUACCAAGCUAAAGAAGACCUGGCUCACUCGGCAUUCUGAGCAAUUUGGGUGUUCGGCUGGGUGCCCAGGGGAGGAGAUGGGCCUAACCACUCAGGUUGGGUCCCUCAAGAGGGAGGGAAGUCCUGAGGUGGGGGGAGCAGCUGGCAGCCCAGCUCCCAAGCGUCCAGCUGACUCCUUCCCAGGCAGUCAGGGGCAGGGGGCUGGGAGUUGGCAGGAAGCUUUGGAACCACCACCUGGGAGCAAGGCUGGGAUGACAGAACAUGAUGGCUGGAGAGGAUUCCUGGGCAACAGGCCUGGCCUUGAUGGACUUGAGCUCCAGAAUGUGCCUUGCACAGCUCUGCCAGCAGGAAUGACUCGUUGCCAGAGCUGUGCCCUUGGGGAAAGGGAAGAUAAAGGAAUGGCUUGUCACUUUCUGAAUGUUCGAAGGUUACCUUCAAGUGGAACAAGGACAGCCGAAGGUGAAGCUGGCCAUGCUGAGGAGAGCAGAGGCCUCAGGCCCAGUCCAGACACCAAGCUGAGCGUGCAUCUCGCCAAAUAUCUGCUGAAUAGCCUGGGAGACAGAUUCUGUAGACUACUUAGAAGGGAGCGAGAGGCCCUUGCCUGGGCUUUGGAGGAAGUGGGGGAGCCCAACCCUUCUUCUAUCCCAUGGGAGGACCCCAAUGCCCCAAGAUCCUGUAGCCGCUGCUAUCGUGGACUCUUCAACACCCACUGGGGCUGCCCUCACUGCUGCUACAGGCUCUGUUUGGCCUGUGGCCAUGUUGGGAGGGCCAGGGACACCACAGGCUUUCGGGAGCAGCCCCCGGAGGGAUGUGCCCACAGCACUGGGCAUGAUGCCAAUUCUCUUACGCUGACCCAGUUUGUCCCCAGCCAGGCCUUGGCCGAGCUGAGUACCAAGAUGCACCAAGUCCGGGCCAAGUUUGACAUCCGAGGGCACUGCCCUUGCCAAGCUGAUGCUCGAGUGUGGGCUCCUGGGGAUAGAGGACAAAAGAAGGAGCCAACAGAAAAAACUCCUGCAGCCCCACAACCCUCUUGCAAUGGUGAUGCACACAGAACCAAGGAAAUCAAAGAAGAGGCCACAGACUCCACUGAAACUCCAGGAGAAGCCCAAGGAGCCCGGGGAUCCCUGCCCUGCCCCUCCCUCUGUGAACUUCUUGCUUCCACUGCUGUCAAGCUCUGCCUGGGCCAUGAGCGCAUCCACAUGGCCUUUGCCCCUGUGACCCCAGCCCUGCCCAAUGAUGAUCGAAUCACCAACAUCUUGGAUAGCAUCAUUGCCCAGGUGGUGGAGAGAAAGAUUCAAGAGAAGGCACUGGGGCCAGGGCUUCGCAAGGGACUCAGCCUGCCCAGCCCUCCUACUGCACGUGGCCUGCCUUCUCGGGGGGCCCUGCUGUGGCUUCAGGAACCCCGACCCCGACACAACUUCCAGCUCUUCCAGGAUCACUGGAGACAGGGCCAGCCCGUGCUGGUAUCUGGACUACAGAGAACUCUGCAGAGCAGCCUUUGGGGGCCAGAAGCCCUCAGGACACUGGGGGGGAAGGUGCAGGCCCUGAGCCUCCUUGGGCCCCCUCGGCCUACAGACCUGGGCAGCACAGCUUUCUGGAAGGGUUUCAUCAGGCCAGAGGCUCGUCCAAAGCUAGACAGUGGGUCCCUCCUUCUUUUGCAUAGAAAUCUAGGCGAGCCAGAGUCCAGCAGAUCAGAGAACCUGGCUGCCAGUCUGCCACUCCCAGAAUAUUGUACCAGCCAUGGGAAACUCAACCUGGCUUCCUACCUCCCUCCCACCCCUACUCUCUGCCGACUAGAGCCACAACUCUGUGCCUCUUAUGGUGUGAGCCCACAGCACGGGCACCUGGGGACCAAGAAUCUGUGUGUGGAGGUAACGGAUCUCAUCAGUGUCCUGGUCCAUGCAGAAGCACCAGUACCUACUUGGCACCGGGCACAGAAAGAACUCCUGACAUGCCUGGAAGGUGAGGGGCUGUGGUCCCCAGGUAGCCAGGUGGGCGCUGUGUGGCAUGUGUUUCGGGCACAGGACGCCCAGCGCAUUUGUCGCUUUCUCCAGAUGGUGAGGAAGGUGUGCCCGGCUGGAGCAGGCACCCUGGAUCCAGGGUCCCCAGGCGGCUGCUAUCUGGACACUGCACUGCGUCGACGCCUUCGGGAGGAGUGGGGUGUGAGCGGCUGGACCCUUCUACAGGCCCCCGGCGAGGCUGUGCUGGUGCCCGCGGGGGCCCCUCACCAGGUUCAGGGCCUGGUGAACUCAGUCAGCGUCACCCAGUAUUUCCUGUCUCCUGAGACCAUUGGGCUCUCCACUCAGCUCUGCCACCAGGCACCCAACCUCCCCCCUGAUGCCCGCCAGGUUUAUAGCCAGAUGGACUGGGCCAUAUUUCAAGCGGUGAAGGAGGCUGUGGGAACCUUACACGAUUCUAAAUAGGGGGGGACCCAGUCAUUCAGGGUGGGAGGGGAAGCACAGAUAAGACAAAGCAAACACCAGCAUGCCAACUGGGUGUUUGCCCCAGCAACUCAUCCCUGGGCAUCAAUUGGGGAAGAUGCUAGAAAUCUUGGGAACUGACCCCAUGGGCAUCCCUCUGGUCACAAGCAAGGCAUGAUCUCCCAAGGCAGCCUGCCUUGAACCCUACAACCAAUACACAGAGUACUGCCAAUGCUUGUGUAUGCUCUGAUACCACUCUGCUCAUCCGCCUAAUGCUGGCACUGAAUAAGGGCUCAGCUCUUCUGAUAUGUGUUCUCCCUUCUCCUCUAGUACAUGGUCUCAAAUGCCCACAGGGAUCCCAGGACAAGAAAAACAGUCCUUCCCAGGCACCUGGGUGAACUUGGGAAAUCAGUCUGACUUAAACUAUGCCACUGCCUCCUUGCCCUCAGCACUCUACUUUUGCCCAGAUUUUCUUCCCUGUCUUCCCAUCCUAGAUGAAUUCCCUAGGGAUGUCCUUUCCACCAUCACCCUUUGCCAAAUGGGCACUGUGAGGCAACAGGAAUCUUCCUUAUUCUACUUGCCUUAUAGAGGGGCUAGGAGGGCAGGGGAUUAGAUGGAGGUGAGGGAUACUCCAGAGCUUGCAGGGUCUGCUGGCGGGACCAUGGUCUGGGUGGCACUGCCCCUCUCUUCCUUACAAGUUUGAGUACCCAUUAAAGUUUGUGUUGUUUUGUGAAUA